Messenger RNA from Mucor velutinosus, 747 nucleotides. Its product is annotated as DNA-directed RNA polymerase I subunit rpa2. The transcript has a single exon. The record is from RefSeq and is a predicted model, not a curated record. Lineage: Eukaryota; Fungi; Mucoromycota; Mucoromycetes; Mucorales; Mucoraceae. Bases 1 to 747 code for a protein of 248 amino acids.
AUGAAGAUCACACCAUUACAUUCUAAACACGAAGUGGAAACGGCUAAUGGACAAGUAUCUGUUAUCAAGGAAAAGGUGGAAUUUUCGGUCUCGGCUAAUGGUGUUGGUCAACGUAUACAGGCUUAUGUGUUUGAUACUAAAUUUGAUCUUAUUCUUGGUCAACAAUGGUUCAAACAGUAUAAACCUGUUCCCAAUUGGUCUAAUAACUCUUGGUCUAUUCCUGGCCCUCAUGGUAUUGGUAUGGCUGUCUUGUCUCCGGUAAAUCUGGUAUCUAAUGCUCAAGAUUUGGUGUAUGUCAUGGCCAAAAGACAAAUGCAGCGCUCUCUGCGAAAAAACAAGAUUGAUGAAUUGUUUUUGGUACAUGUCAAAGAGUCUGGUGACUGGCACAACAUGGUGGAUACUAGUGAUAAUCUCGGAAAGGAUAUCUCUAAACUGUUGGAUGAGUACAAGGAUGUUUUCACGGAAAAACUACCUCCUGGUUUACCUCCUGAUCGUGGUAUCGAACAUGUUAUCGAGACUGGUGAUGCUGAACCUGUAUGCAAACAUCCUUUCAAGAUGAGUCCUUUAGAAUUGGAUGAACUACAACGUCAACUAAAGGAAUUGUUGGACAAAGGCUUCAUCCAACCUAGUUCGUCUCCUUGGGGUGCUCCUGUUCUGUUUGUGCGUAAAAAGUCUGGCGAGCUUCGAAUGUGCAUUGAUUUCAGAAUUAUCAAUUCUUUAUGCACUAAAAAGCUCAACAUCCCCUAA